Messenger RNA from Anopheles merus, 2573 nucleotides. RefSeq names its product DNA-(apurinic or apyrimidinic site) endonuclease-like. Bases 566 to 2419 code for a protein of 617 amino acids. Gene Ontology annotation, molecular function: endonuclease activity; DNA-(apurinic or apyrimidinic site) endonuclease activity; DNA binding. Gene Ontology annotation, biological process: base-excision repair. Lineage: Eukaryota; Metazoa; Arthropoda; Insecta; Diptera; Culicidae. The record is from RefSeq and is a predicted model, not a curated record. The transcript is spliced from 5 exons. Gene Ontology annotation, cellular component: nucleus.
GCAAUAUGGUUGGAGGCAUGCACGGUGAUGUUGGGUUUGUGUUGACGAUUCGAGAUUAGUUGGAGAAAUUGGAAUGAAAAUAAAGAAAGGAAAAGAAGGAAUUUCUAUAAUUAUGCUAAAAUAAUACAACUUUGCAUCUAUUGCGAUAAAUAUAACCGACCGGUUCAAUUUGAAUUUCGAUCCGGCUGUAAACGCAUCGAACUGUCAUACGCCUCGAAACGUCAUACACCGCGCGCCAUUUUCGCUACCCGGCAUCUGCACGGCAAAUCCUCGGUCGGCGGCAGUCGCGCUUGCUGAAUUUUGUUGUUUGAAGUGUUUUCUUUUGCUCCGAUUUUGGAAGGUGUGGUGCUGUGGCAAGGUCUUUGAUACUCCAUUCGUCGGCGGGGCAAACGAAGAUUUGAUCGCUCGCUUGCUAGUGCUGGAUGCACAAAAGUCUCAUAAACCACGAAACCCAAGGUCUUCGAUUCGAUAUCCGGUUUUUGAUCAAGGCCGCACGAUAGUGUGUUGUGGGGAAGAACAACAGAAAAAACAACAAAGUUCUAUUCCAGCUUGUAGAUUUGGAAUCAUGGAAGAAAAGCCGAAAAAGCGUGGACGUCAACCGAGAGGUGUUGCCAAAGAGACCGCCGUUGAAGCGGAAAAGCAGCAGGAGCAGCUUACGGAACCCGAUCAAAUGCCAUCGGAGCCGUUGAAGGCUCGCGGUGGUAGCAAGCGGAAAGCGACUGUGCCAGAACCGGCACCGGUGGUGGAAAAGCCAGCACGGAAACCGGCAGCAAAGCGUACAAAGGCGGGCGACGUGGUAGAAGAAAGCAACGGAGUGGAGGAAAAUGGUGCAAAAACCAAUGGGGAGGUGAUGGAAAAGGUCGCACCGGCUAAGAAGGGUCGAUCGACGAAAAAGGAAGCAGUGCCCGAGCAAGAAGCAUCCAGCAAUGGCACGGUGGAAGACGUCAAAGCAAAGGGGAAGAAAGCUCCUGCCAAGAGGGAAACGAAGGCGACCAAAGCUUCGAAGACAGCGGAGGAGCCUGCUGCGGUGAAGGAAAUGGUCGAAGAGGAGGAGGCUCCAGCGCCUGCUAAGCGUGGACGAACCAAAGCUAGCACCAAAAAGGAGGAAGAGCCGGAAAAGGCUGCUCCAGCGAAGCCAAAGGGACGUGGAAAAGCGAAAGAUAAGACGGAUGGCGAUGAUCAUGUCUCUGUAGAGCAUGUAGAGCCGGAAGCGUCUUCUGCUGUCAAAUCCACAGCUAAGACCGCUAAACCGACCGCAAAGGGUAGAAAGAAAGCAGCGGAGGACACUGUACCAGUUUCCACCGCACCCGAAUCUCCCCCUUCCAAGGCUGUAGAACGGCCAAAACGGACUCGAAGGGCGAUUAUCCCGCGCGUGGCUGACAACGGAGAGGCUCUGGAAGAUGCCCCCAAAAAGGCCACGAAGAAAAAGGCAGCUGCGGAAGAAGCUACGAAUGGAGACAUUCCCACUGUAACGCAACGGAAAAGGGCAAAGCCUCAACCACCUGCAGAUGAAAUGGAAGAGGACGAGGAGGAAGUACCGUCAAAGGGAAAGAAAGCGAAAGCGGCACCGGCAGCAGCAGCAGGCUCGAAAAUGAACAAAUCUGCCACCAAUUAUGGGAAGCUAAAUCUCGCCCUCGAGGAGGACAAACCGUGGAAUUUCAAAAUCUCCAGCUGGAACGUGGCCGGACUGCGCAGCUGGGUUGGCAAGGGCGGGCUCGAGUUUAUCGAGCACGAAAAGCCCGACAUCAUGUGCGUGCAGGAAACGAAGUGCACGGAGGACCAGAUGCCGGACGAGGCACGCCACAUCAAGGGCUACCAUCCGUACUGGCUGUGCAAGCCGGGCGGACAUGCGGGCGUUGCGAUCUACUCGAAAAAGAUGCCCUUCCACGUGGCGUACGGGUUGGGCGACGAGGAGCAGGACCAGGACGGGCGGCUGCUGACGGCAGAGUACGAAAAGUUCUACCUGGUGUGCGUGUACGUGCCGAAUGCGGGCAGAAAGCUGGUCAACCUGCCGAAGCGCUUGCGGUGGAACGAAAAGUUCCACCAGUACUUGCGCGAUCUGGACGCCAAGAAGCCGGUCAUACUGUGCGGCGAUAUGAACGUGGCGCACGAGGAGAUCGACCUGGCCAACCCGAAAACGAACAAGAAGAACGCCGGCUUUACGCCGGAGGAGCGCGAAGGGAUGACGGAGCUGCUGUCGUACGGGUUUGUCGAUACGUUCCGGAAGCUGUACCCCGACCGGACCGGUGCGUACACGUUCUGGACGUACAUGGGGGGUGCUAGGGCGAAGAAUGUGGGCUGGCGGCUCGAUUACUUCAUCACGUCCGAGCGGUUGGCCAGCAAGGUGACGGAUAAUGUGAUCCGCUCGCAGGUGUUCGGUAGCGAUCACUGUCCCGUGACGUUGUUUUUAAAUAUUUAAAGCGGCAGAAGCGGUUUAUAGGUUUGUUUGUGUUCGAAUAUUAUGCCUUUUUUUCGUAUUAGGUUUGUCUACUGUCGAGAUUGGUGACGCGUAAAUAAUGAAUGUCGUCCCUCGGUUAGACUACGGUGUUGGUCUACGGGGAUGGUAACCGUGA